This is a messenger RNA of Ctenocephalides felis (cat flea), 555 nucleotides long. RefSeq lists its product as uncharacterized. The record is from RefSeq and is a predicted model, not a curated record. The coding region runs from base 46 to 555 and encodes 169 amino acids. The transcript is spliced from 3 exons. Lineage: Eukaryota; Metazoa; Arthropoda; Insecta; Siphonaptera; Pulicidae.
AUAAAAUAAAAAAAUAAAGCAAAUAUAAAAAUUAAAAAUUUAAAAAUGGGACGUUCAGUAAGAAAAUUAUAUGAAAAAUUUAGGUUUGAUCUUGAAAUCGCAAAAUCAUUGGCGCCAUUGAUGCCACUAGAAGAUAAUCUUGCAAUGCAACAAUGGAUAUGCAAACUUAGCUCACUUAGCGAUCCAAUAGAUAUUGUAGAAUUAAAAAUACACCAUGUUUAUUUGUCGAUUAUGUUGUUGAUUAUGGAGAAGGGAAAAAAAGUUGUGGCACCAUUUAGCGCAGAACCGCCAACUGAUCGUUUGAUACCAAUAUCUAGCUAUGUGCAAGAUCCUGAGGAAACAGAAAAUUUCAUGAGUAUAUUCGAAGCAGAAGAUAUAUUGAAUUUGAAAGCCAUCGCAGAUGCUAAAAAAAAUAAACGUAUUGGAAAGUGUGAUCGACCUAUAAUAACGCCUCCAAUGUUUUUUGAGUCAAUGCCACAACCAUAUAAAGGUGUUGUAUGCUUUGGAGCAGUAUUUUGUGAAGAUUCAGGGGAAUUAUCACAAAAUGAUAAUUAG